AAUACACACAUUAAAAGUUAAAGUGUUAAGUAAACAUAACAGAAGUUGAAUGCUAAUAAAAAACAAUGUGCUUAAGCAAAUUCCAAGUGGUUUUCUUAAGCGCCUAAGUAAGCAGCGCACGUACGCACACACACACACACAAGCACACCCAAGACACACACACACACGCGCAAACUACGUGAAACAAGUUCUAAUAAGAAAGGCACAAAGAAGCAACAACUUGUUUUGGCUGCAGUGUAAAACUGGGCUUCAUGAUGGGCACAAGCAGCGGCAUCAAAACCGAAGUUGCAGAGCCUCGUGCAAUGAACAUCAACAACAACAGCAACAACAACAAUAGCAACAAUAAUAAUGCUGCUGCUGUUGCAGCCGGAAAUGCGGCUAGUUCCGCUGCCGCCGCAGCAGCAGCCGCCGCGGCGGCUGCCACCCUCUCCUCGGGUGUUGAGUUGUGUUUGGUGUGCGGGGAUCGGGCGUCGGGUCGCCAUUAUGGUGCCAUCAGCUGCGAGGGGUGCAAAGGUUUCUUCAAGCGUUCGAUACGCAAACAGUUGGGCUACCAGUGCCGCGGCGCCAUGAACUGCGAGGUGACCAAGCAUCAUCGCAACCGAUGUCAGUUCUGUCGCCUGCAAAAGUGUUUGGCCAGCGGCAUGCGAAGUGAUUCCGUGCAACACGAACGCAAACCGAUUGUGGAUCGCAAAGAUGGCUGCGUCUCUGGGGCAACGGGCAGCGUGUCGGGAGCCUCGGCACAGGGCACCGGUGGUGGCGCCUCCAGCAGCAGCAGCUCCGCCUCGGCUGCCAAGUCGGCCUAUCAGCAACAGGUGCGUGCAAAGCAGCAGCAGCAACAACAACAGCAGCAGCAGCAGCAACAUGCAUCUGUUGCAGCGGCUGCAACACUAUUCCAGCAUGCGACCACGCCCCCCGUCAACAAUGCGGCAACAACGCCCUUUGGCCUCAGCGACAAUCUAUUCCCAAUGAGCCUGAACUUUGCGGAACUCACACAAACGUUGAUGCUUGCCACACAGCAGCAGCAACAACAGCACCAACAGCAGCAGCAGGCUGCAAGCAGCAAUGCCACAUCUCAUUGUUACUCACCGGAACUGGCCAAGCCGGAGCUGGACGAGGACGAUGAUGAUUCCAUGGAUAAUAAUAGCUCGUUGUGUCUCCAGCUGUUGGCCAACAGUGCCAGCAAUAAUAAUUCUCAACAUUUGAAUUUUAAUGCAGCUGCUGCAGCGGCUGCUGCUGCCGCAGCUGCCUCCGAUGCGAGCACAGCGCUGCCCACGCCGGCGACUGUGGGUCUUAUCCAGAGCACGCUGGACAAGCGAGCCAUUGAUAAGGCGCUCCAGUUGCUGCAGCCCAUACAGCAGCAGCUGGACAGGAUUCAGAGUGGUGGACAACAACAGACGGGAACAGCGACAACAACUGGAAUUGCAGCUGCUGGUGGCGCAACAGUUGGUGCUGCUUCCUCGUUGAGCAUUAAACCCGAAUGCGAUUCGGAUGCAGAGGAUAGCGGAACCGAGGAUGUGGACGCUUCUGAUCUCGUCGAGCAUAUGGAACUGGAUUUCGAGUAUUGUAAUCGUGGUGAUUUCGUUGCCAACGAGGCCAUCUUCAUUCAGGAUCUAUUCCCUGCCGAGGCACAAUGCACUGCCUUCCAUGUGCAGCCACCUGCCCUCGUCCAUUCCUAUCUCAAUAUGCAUUAUGUGUGCGAGACUGGAGCACGCAUCAUCUUUCUAACGGUGCACACGUUGCGCAAGGUGCCCGCCUUUGAAUUGCUCGAUGCCCACACACAAAUGAAACUGUUGCGCGGCGCUUGGCCAGCUCUGUUGGCUGUGGCGCUGGCGCAGUGUCAACGCCAGCUGGCUGUGCCCACCAUCAUUGGGCAGCUAGUGCAGAGUGUUCGCCAGGUGGCCGACAUCGAUAAGAUUGAGCCAGCGAAGAUUGCAAAGCUCGCACAGAUCACACGCACUCUGCACGACUUUAUCCAGGAGUUGCAGUCGCAGGAUGUCAGCGAUCUGGAGUAUGGCCUGCUCCGCCUGGUGUUGCUCUUCAAUCCGCUGCUGUUGCAGCAGAAUCGACGCGAGCGUUCGUUGCGCGCCUACGUCAAGCGGGUGCAACUGUAUGCGCUUGCCACACUGCGGCGCCAAGGCGGUGGCGAGGAGCGCGCGAAUCUCCUCUUUGCCAGUCUGUUACCGUUGAGCGUGCUCGAAUCGGAGCUGACCGAGGAGCUGUUCUUUGCCAAUCUGGUGGGGCAAAUGCAAAUAGAUGCAAUGAUUCCCUUCAUUCUCAUGAUGUGCAAUAGCAACGGACUGUAAAGGAUUCGGAGGAGGCGACCUACAGAAGCAAGAAGACUGAAGACUGGCGCAGCAUCAAAGAUGAUUGUGAAGCGAGCGAGCGCAGAGCGGGGCGGGUGUGGGGCCAAAUCUGCGCCUAGUGCGGACAAUACUUAGCUAUAGCUUAUAUGUAUCUUAUAUUAUAUCUAUAAAAGCUGACUACACAUUUACUAGGGGCCUCUAUUCUAUAAAAUAAAUGUUUUUUCUACGA
Molecule: messenger RNA, 2532 nt
Organism: Drosophila grimshawi
Lineage: Eukaryota; Metazoa; Arthropoda; Insecta; Diptera; Drosophilidae
Gene: Hr78
Product: nuclear hormone receptor HR78
Exons: 4
Coding region: 252-2303 (683 amino acids)
Biological process (GO): cell differentiation; regulation of transcription by RNA polymerase II; anatomical structure development
Molecular function (GO): zinc ion binding; nuclear receptor activity; RNA polymerase II cis-regulatory region sequence-specific DNA binding
Source: RefSeq, a predicted model, not a curated record